AAGAAGAAGAUGAUUGCGUAGUGUGUCGUUUGACAAGUUCACUGCGGAGUCCUCUUAAUCACAUGGCUACUACAAACACGUUAUUGUUUCUGUAGUCGCACUGUGCUUCUUGAAUCAGUCAUGUCGCAAGAAUCGUCUGGGUUCUCUCCGGCUGCUCAAGUCCAACAUGGAUCCAGUGAGGGUCCUUUAAGGGCUGCAUAUAUUCCAAAUGAAGAAGAGAGGCGUGUCUUCAGAGAAUGCAAUUCAGAAAGUUUCUGGUAUAGAUCCUUGCCAUUUUCUGCCAUUGCAAUCACAGUCACUCAGGUAUUGGUAUCUAGAGGAAUGCUUGCUCCAUCGCCCCGAUUUGGCUCCCUUCCUAAGGUUGCCAUUGCGGGCAUAAUUGGAUACAUCAGUGGCAAAAUGUCUUACAUGAGAGUGUGUCAAGAAAAGUUUGUGAAACUGGAGAACUCCCCACUUGGAGAGGCGCUGCGCCAGGGACAUCAGCGUCAUGUGCCUUCUGAGGUAGACCAAUCAGAGUUGGCAGAUCCAAACCUAUCAGAAUCUCAACAGUCUGCUUCUAAGUUAGAGGUGCAACCUGUGACAGAAUUCAGUUCAAUGCCAGAGAACGACAGUAGUUACUCCAGUGACUAUACAUACAGCAGCCCCUCCCAGUCAUAUGACCCCACACAUUUUAGCUCUGGAUUCAGUGAUUCUGGACCUGUAAGCAUCAGGGAUGGCAUUACUCCUCAAGAUGAGGACGUGCCCAAGAAGAAGCCUGUGUUGUACGAAGAUCUGCGUAGUAAGAACAGAGAGAACUACGAGGUCACUCUCACGCAGAAAGCCGAAACACUGCUAAAACCACAAUCAGCGCUGCCUGCACCUAAGAAAGAAGUUAAAAAGAACAAUUAUGGAGAUGCUUGGGAUGAGUGAGAGUGAACUGGAGGAUCAACAGUCCAAAGGAUGUCAGUGAGACUUCACGAUCUGAAUAGUGACUUCUGUGGAGUUUGUUCAUGCCUCAAUCUGCCAGAUCACACUUAAAGCCACAAUCAAAUUCUGAAUUGAAGACAGAUGUACUGUAAGGAGCAAAGUUUUGGAAAUGAAUGCAUAUUUGUUUGAAUAAAACCAUUCACGCUCUUUGUUUCUGGUUACAAAUGUGGUUUCAGAAGAAUGUUUAUCUUCUUGUUUUAAGCAGAUUUUAGCUAAAUAAUUUUAACAAAGUUUUUUAUUGAUUGAGAAAUUCUGUCCAGAAAUGCUUUAUUUUUGUUAAAAGAUAAUGGUAUUUGUUUUAAAAUUAAGAUUCUUUACAAUAAACCUAGAAAGUGGAUGUGUAGUAAAAACUGUAUUGCCUUUAAGCCAGCAAUAAGUUAUAAGGAUAAGCUUGUUUUGAAUUUUCCUUAAAUACAACUUCAAUUUCAGUCACAGGAUCAUGUUAGCUAACCCUGCCACACAAGGUAUCUUAUUUGAGAAGCUUUAAAUUAAGGUGAUUCACAUUUAAAUGUUGAACCCAAACAUUUCAAAUAGAGCCUGUAAUUCAGUUGCAGCUCUGUUUUCCAAAAUGUAAAUAUCAAGUAUAAUUAAGUCAAACUAUUAUACAGGUGAAACUCGAAAAAUUAGAAUAUCGUGCAAAAGUUCAUUAAUUUCAGUAAUUCAACUUAAAAUGUGAAACUAAUAUAUUAUAUAGACUCAUUACAAGCAAAGUAAGAUAUUUCAAGCCUUUAUUUGAUAUAAUUUUGAUGAUUAUGGCUUACAGCUUAUGAAAACCCCAAAUUCAGAAUCUCAGAAAAUUAGAAUAUUACAUGAAAUCAAUAAAAAAAAAGGAUUUUAAAUACAGAAAUGUCAGCCCUCUGAAAAGUAUAAUCAUGCAUAUGUACUCAGUACUUGGUUUGGGCCCCUUUUGCAUUAAUUACUGCCUCAAUGCGGCGUGGCAUGGAUGCUAUCAGCCUGUGGCACUGCUGAGGUGUUAUGGAAGACCAAGAUGCUUCAAUAGCGACCUUCAGCUCUUCU
Xyrauchen texanus (razorback sucker) is the source of this 1983-nucleotide messenger RNA. RefSeq names its product OCIA domain containing 1 (gene ociad1). The record is from RefSeq and is a predicted model, not a curated record. The coding region runs from base 121 to 909 and encodes 262 amino acids. Lineage: Eukaryota; Metazoa; Chordata; Actinopteri; Cypriniformes; Catostomidae. Gene Ontology annotation, cellular component: endosome. The transcript has 8 exons.